CGAGGCGCGCCGGGGCGGCUGGAGCGGUUUCUUCGCAAGCGGCGCCAUUUUGUGCUGGGAGCCGAGAUAAAUCCGGCCCGGUUUUCUGUGAAGUGGGCGGCGGAGCCAGGGUCCCUGGAAUGGCGGAGACUCUGUCAGGCCUAGGCGAUUCGGGUGCGGCGGGCGCAGCGGCUCUGAGCUCCGCCUCGUCGGAGACCGGGACGCGGCGCCUCAGCGACUUGAGGGUGAUCGAUCUGCGGGCGGAGCUGAGGAAACGGAACCUGGACUCGAGCGGCAACAAGAGCGUUUUGAUGGAGCGGCUUAAAAAGGCAAUUGAAGAUGAGGGGGGUAAUCCUGAUGAAAUUGAAAUUACCUCUGAAGGAAAUAAGAAGACAUCAAAGAGAUCCAGCAAAGGGCGCAAACCAGAAGAAGAGGGUGUGGAAGAUAACGGGCUAGAGGAAAAUUCUGGGGAUGGACAGGAGGAUGUUGAGACCACUUUGGAGAACUUGCAGGACAUCGACAUGAUGGAUAUCAGUGUGUUGGAUGAAGCAGAAAUCGAUAAUGGAAGUGUUGCAGAUUGUGUGGACGACGACGAUGCUGAUAAUCUCCCGGAGUCCCUGUCUGAUAGUAGAGAGCUAGUCGAGGGAGAAAUGAAGGAGCUUCCUGAGCCGCUUCAAGAACAUGCUGUAGAGGACAAAGAAACUAUAAACAAUUUAGAUACUUCAUCAUCUGACUUCACUAUAUUACAGGAAAUUGAAGAGCCAUCCUUGGAGCCAGAAAAUGAGAAAAUACUCGACAUUUUGGGGGAAACUUGUAAAUCUGAGCCAGUAAAAGAAGAAGGUUCCGAGCUGGAGCAGCCAUUUGCACAGGAAACAAGUAGCGUGGGGCCAGACAGAAAGCUUGCGGAGGAAGAGGACCUUUUUGACAGCGCCCAUCCGGAGGAGGGUGAUUUAGAUUUGGCCAGCGAGUCAACAGCACAAGCUCAGUCGAGCAAGGCAGACACCCUGUUAGCGGUAGUGAAAAGGGAGCCCGUGGAGCAGACAGGCGAUGGCGAGAGGACGGACUGUGAGCCUGUAGGGCUAGAGAAGCCAGUUGAGCAGAGUAGUAAAGCCUCAGAGCACACGGAAGCCUGUAGCGAGGAGGCCUCGGAAGCGCCCCCGGAAGCCUCAAGCCCAGACCCCAGGGAUAGCAAAGAAGACGUGAAGAAGUUUGCUUUUGAAGCUUGUAAUGAAGUCCCUCCGGCUCCUAAAGAGUCCUCAGCCAGUGAGGGCGCUGAUCAGAAAAUGAGUUCUGUCGAAGAUGACUUGGAUACCAAAAGGCUUUCCAAAGAGGAAAAGGGUCGUAGCAGUUGUGGUAGGAAUUUCUGGGUUAGUGGACUUUCUUCUACCACCAGAGCUACAGAUUUGAAGAAUCUUUUCAGCAAGUAUGGGAAGGUGGUGGGCGCCAAGGUUGUGACCAACGCCCGGAGUCCUGGAGCUCGCUGCUACGGCUUUGUUACCAUGUCCACCGCGGAAGAGGCCACAAAAUGCAUUAACCACCUGCACAAAACAGAGCUCCACGGGAAGAUGAUCUCAGUGGAAAAAGCAAAAAAUGAACCUGCUGGGAAGAAAACUUCUGACAAAAGAGAAGGGGAGGGGAAAAAAGAGAAGUCUAGCAAUGCUGACAGAUCUGCAAACCUUAAGAGAGAAGAGAAGCCCGACAGAAAAGAUGAUGCUAAAAAGAGUGAAGAUGGAAGUGGAGAAAAGAGCAAAGAUCAGGAUGAUCAGAAACCUGGCCCUUCAGAACGAUCUCGAACCACAAAAUCAGGAAGUCGAGGAACUGAGCGGACUGUGGUGAUGGAUAAAUCUAAAGGUGUGCCUGUUAUCAGUGUCAAAACAUCAGGAUCCAAAGACAGAGUUUCCAAGAGCCAGGAUCGCAAAUCGGCCAGCAGGGAGAAGCGGUCUGUUGUGUCCUUUGAUAAAGUCAAAGAGUCGAGGAAGUCACGAGACUCAGAGUCCCGCAGGGUGCGCGAGCGCAGUGAGCGAGAGCAGUGCAUGCAGGCACAGCUGGAGCGGGAGGAGCGCAAGCGGCUGCUCAUCGCCCGCGAGAGGCUGGCUUUCCACAGACAUCGCCUGGAGCGGGAGCGGCUGGAGCGCGAGCGGCUGGAGCGCGAGCGCAUGCGCGUGGAGCACGAGCGCAGGCGCGAGCAGGAACGCAUCCACCACGAGCGCGAGGAGCUGCGGCGCCAACAGGAGCUGCGCUAUGAGCAGGAGCGGCGGCCCGCUGUGCGGAGGCCCUACGACGACGGGCGGCGAGAUGAUGCUUACUGGCCAGAAGCUAAGCGGGCCGCCCUGGAUGAGCGUUACCAUUCUGACUUCAACCGCCAGGACCGCUUCCACGACUUUGACCACAGGGACCGGGGACGCUACCCUGACCACUCAGUCGACAGGAGAGAAGGUUCAAGGUCAAUCAUGGGAGAAAGAGAAGGACAGAUUGAGAACUUCCCCAAAGAGCCUUGACUUCUUAGUGGGUUUCCUUGGAGAAUCAGAGGGAUGAGGGAAAGUUGUGGUCAGGGCAUCGUUCUGGCAGAAUCGCUGCCCCGUGGGUCGGUCUUCUCCCUGACUACAGCACCGACGUUCAGUCCUAUCCUCCCUCCAUGCCUGAGAACAUGGCUGGGAAUGGCUAAGCUCCUUGACUGCAUCUGAGGAGUUCGCUGCCACCUCAGGAGCAAUUCCAUGACCCUCACGGGAUUCCUGUUUCUCUGCUCCCGGGCAUAAAUCUCCCAUGCAGCUAAAUGUACCCCUAGUGUCAUGGGCAUCCUUUGGUGGAGACAUUGAGCACAGUGGUUAAACGUCCAGGCUCCAGAAUCAGGACCAGGGUCACAUCGCGGGGCCACCACUGCUGCUGAGCCUGUUUCUCCAGCUGUGAAAGGAGGGGAGGGAGGGUGAGGUGGAGUGGGGGUUAAAUGAGAUGACAUACGUGUCUGCGGCAAGUGUUUGCCCAGUCCUGCCGUGUUGCUCUUGAUCAUGGAUAGCUAUUCUCAUCUGAUGAGAUAGUGCUCUCCUGACUGAGAGGAGUGUUUGUGUUCUCACAUCCAUAAUCACAAGUAAGACACAACUGCUGCCCCGAACGGCAAAUGGUGACAUCUGACACAGAAAGGGAAAACCAGCACAGGCCUCAGGGCCUUGUUGGACUGGUCCGUGGGUGGGUGGGUUGUUAGACAGGAGAAUGUUGGUUAAAUUUUAAAACACCAGGGAGAGAUGGGAAUGGGCUUUAAAUAACUAGGUCUUGCUGAGAUGAACUUCUAUCCUUUCAGUGUUUGUCUGAUUAGUCUUCAGAAGGCUAUUGAUAAAAGGUCAUUCUUAAAUGUUUGUCCAAAAUUAAAUGAAGCUGUGUAAAGCAUGAGCUAUAAUUUUUUUAAAGUCAGUGCACUUUGAAGGUUGUUCGUAGAACUACUUCCGGAA
This is a messenger RNA of Aethalodelphis obliquidens (Pacific white-sided dolphin), 3422 nucleotides long. It is a transcript of the gene SAFB, whose product is annotated as scaffold attachment factor B. Gene Ontology annotation, molecular function: RNA binding; sequence-specific DNA binding. Gene Ontology annotation, cellular component: nucleus. NCBI's taxonomy places the organism in Eukaryota, Metazoa, Chordata, Mammalia, Artiodactyla, Delphinidae. The transcript has 18 exons. Gene Ontology annotation, biological process: estrogen receptor signaling pathway; regulation of mRNA processing; regulation of androgen receptor signaling pathway. The coding region runs from base 120 to 2477 and encodes 785 amino acids. The record is from RefSeq and is a predicted model, not a curated record.